CUUUAAUCUCUACGUUUUGAUAUUCUUGUGUCUUAGUUACAAAAAAUUAUAAGAUGGCAUCCAGCACAGGUGAUCACGAAUCGUACAAAACAAAGGACUCACUGGAACUUGGCAAAAGAAAGAGAUUAACAUCUCAAGAGUCCAUCGAAAGCAAAGAGAUGGAUAAAAAACAACGCGAAGAUGACUCGAACGAGUUUGACGAUCGCAUCAACAAGAUAUCUUCCAGCGUUAGAACGAUAUUAGAAAAUGUUGGGGAAGAUCCAAACCGCGAGGGCCUGUUAGACACACCUGAGCGAUUCGCUAAAGCGAUGAUGUUUUUUACCAAGGGGUACACACAAAAGUUAUCAGAGGUGAUAAAUGGCGCGAUUUUCAAUGAAAACCACGACGAACUGGUUAUAGUGAAAGAUAUCGAUUUAUAUUCUUUAUGUGAGCAUCAUUUGGUUCCAUUUUGGGGGAAGGCCCACGUAGGUUACCUUCCAAAUAAAAAAGUUGUUGGACUUAGUAAGCUUGGAAGGAUCGUAGAAAUGUUUAGUAGGAGACUUCAAGUACAAGAACGACUUACGAAGCAAAUAGCUUUAGCAGUGAACGAAGCAAUAGAACCUAGUGGCGUGGGCGUAGUUGUGGAGGCCUGUCAUAUGUGCAUGGUAAUGCGUGGUGUGCAAAAACCUGGCGCUUUGACUGUCACCAGUUGUAUGUUUGGCACAUUCAGAGACGAUCCCAAAACACGCGAAGAAUUUUUAGCCUUGGUUCGCAGUACGAUGCAUUAAGAAGAAUCUAUAGCGUCAUUGCUAGAUUUACAUCUUUCUCGUUUGUUUUAGCGUUUGAAAAUUUAGUGAGGCUACAAACAUAUGGCAGCUUACGACAGACACAAAAGAACUUAUACAGUAAUCAGUUUUUUUCUAAUCCUAAAAUUAAAAUAUUUUUUACAUGUAUUUUAUUUUGUACUUUUUAUAUAUUAUAUAUUUUAUCUUAGUUCGUAUUUAUGUAUGACCAACAAAAUUUUUAUAUUGAUUUUUAAUAGAAAGGUGUGUAUUGCCCCUGUCAACUAUUAUUUAAUGGGUGUCUCCUUGUAGGUUUAUUGGUUUAUAUCUUAGAGCUCUGCGGGAAAGCGUUUUGUAGAUUAUCAAUUGGUUUUGAACGUGCAAACAAUGUAGGGGGAGUAUUUGGGAUGUUCUCGCAGUCAGAGAAGUCAUCGAAUUUCAACAUCUCUGCAGUAAUCUUUUUUUACAUAAAAAUAAUGCUGACCGAAAAAAUUUUUUAGUUUAUUUCAGAAGUGAUUUUUUAUUUUUUAUGAAAUGUAAAGAAAAAAAGAAUGUUUUUACUUGUAUUUAGUGUGUUGCUAACAACGUGUGGAGGGAUUAAAGUUAAAUUGUAAGAUUUUAGCAGCUUAUAUUUACUAACCAAUUUAUAAUUUUCAAAGUAUUGUACAAAUUUGAUAUAAAUGUUAAAAAGAAAAUUAACGUAAAACUUUCGCGA
Molecule: messenger RNA, 1476 nt
Organism: Hydractinia symbiolongicarpus
Lineage: Eukaryota; Metazoa; Cnidaria; Hydrozoa; Anthoathecata; Hydractiniidae
Product: GTP cyclohydrolase 1-like
Exons: 7
Coding region: 54-767 (237 amino acids)
Biological process (GO): tetrahydrofolate biosynthetic process; tetrahydrobiopterin biosynthetic process
Cellular component (GO): cytoplasm
Molecular function (GO): GTP cyclohydrolase I activity; zinc ion binding; GTP binding
Source: RefSeq, a predicted model, not a curated record